AUGUCUAGUGUUUCGAUUCCUCCCGAGCCCAAGGUGUUGUCCGACAAUCCCACCGAUGGUGUGACGGCCCUCGCAUUUCUCUCCCCGUCCCUCCUCGCGUCCACGUCCUGGGACGGCACUCUACGGAUACACAACGUCGCUGAUCAGACCCUCCAGUGUGCGCAAACCGUCACGGAAGCGGGCCCUUUACUGAGUAUGGCAGUUCACGGUAAUUAUAGUCAUCAGAAUGAUCGUCCGGAGGAGACGUCGACACUAGCGACGGUCCCACCAAUCUACGUGGGGGGAUUGGACGGCAGCAUUCGACGUUUUGCCGCCCAUGCAGCCGGGAGCCGCCUCGCCAACGGUAACGACGACAACAAUAGCCAGAAGAAUCCAUGUUUGCUCAGUCGGCACCACAAGGCUGCCGUCUCUUGUCUCCAAUGGAUACCGCACGCACAGGGCGCUUGGUUGGUUUCCGCUGGCUGGGACGGGUUCUUGUAUUUGUGGGAUCCCACCGCGAUCGCCGACACGGAAGUAGCGAAGUUACCACCACCACUGGCAACCCUAUCACUACCGGGAAAGGCUUUUUCUAUGGAUGUGCACACGUCCGAAUCGCGGACGUUGUCCCGAAUCGUGGUGGCCUGUGCCGGCAGACGAGUGUGUGUGGUCCAGGUCACCACUAGUACGGGGACGGAAGGUUCUCACGAAACUCAUACGGCACCAGGGUUACUGCCGCAAGUAGAACUAGUGUUGGAUCGUGAAAGUACCUUGAAGUAUCAAACCCGAUGCGUCCGCUUUUUGCAAGAUGGCGUGGGGAUUGCCCUCGCAUCGAUCGAAGGACGGGUCGCGAUUGAGUAUUUCGAAGAGUUGGAUAUUCCUGCCGAAGGAAAAAAGGCCUACACCUUCAAAUGUCACCGCGAUGGUGAUAUGGUGUAUCCGGUAAACUGUUUGGCCUUCCAUCCGGUACACGGCACCUUUGCCACGGGAGGCUGCGACGGAACCGUCGUCACGUGGGACGGCUCGAACAAGAAAAAGCUCGUCGCGCUGCCGAAAUUCCCUACGUCGAUCGCUGCACUCGCAUUCUCCCCCGACGGAUCGCAACUGGCCAUUGCCAGCUCGUACACGUUUGAAGAUGGCGAACGGGAACAUCCGCGCGACGAAAUAUACAUUCGUGCCGUGCUGGAUUCCGAAGUUUUGCCAAAACGCAAGCAAUAA
Molecule: messenger RNA, 1194 nt
Organism: Phaeodactylum tricornutum CCAP 1055/1
Lineage: Eukaryota; Bacillariophyta; Bacillariophyceae; Surirellales; Neidiaceae
Gene: Pt-BUB3
Product: WD40 mitotic checkpoint-like protein similar to spleen mitotic checkpoint BUB3
Exons: 2
Coding region: 1-1194 (397 amino acids)
Biological process (GO): mitotic spindle assembly checkpoint signaling
Cellular component (GO): bub1-bub3 complex; kinetochore; mitotic checkpoint complex
Molecular function (GO): ubiquitin binding
Source: RefSeq, a predicted model, not a curated record